This is a messenger RNA of Penicillium subrubescens, 1773 nucleotides long. RefSeq names its product WD40 repeat domain-containing protein. Gene Ontology annotation, cellular component: site of double-strand break; nucleus. Gene Ontology annotation, molecular function: protein binding. Bases 1 to 1773 code for a protein of 590 amino acids. The record is from RefSeq and is a predicted model, not a curated record. Lineage: Eukaryota; Fungi; Ascomycota; Eurotiomycetes; Eurotiales; Aspergillaceae. Gene Ontology annotation, biological process: regulation of DNA double-strand break processing. The transcript has a single exon.
AUGGACGGAUUCGACGAGGAAGCGUUUAAAAAGUUCUUCCCUUCCGGCUUUGGGAAGCAACAGAAAUCAGUCGACAUUGAAUCUCAAAUCGAUCGGACCAGACGAACGGAGAUCUCCGCAUCCAAGCCACUCACUGAUGCCGGAGUGAACGCGCCCGCCACAGCUGGACCUGUCGCGACAGAAAAGAGGCCACAAGAACCUAAAGACAGUGAUGAUGACUCUGAUGACGAAAAAGAUUCCAGCGAUGAGGAGGAUGAGGAUGAAUUCCCCGUGUCUCACGAGCUGGUCUUGAAGACCCAUGAGCGCGCCGUGACAACUAUGACCGUGGACCCCUCGGGGGCGCGACUAAUUACAGGUUCCACUGAUUGCACACUCAAGCUCCAUGAUUUUGCUUCCAUGACGCCCUCAACCAUCCGCGCAUUCAAGUCUGUCGAUCCCUCCGUGAAGAAGCAAUCAGCGGCCCAAGACACCCACGCCGUUAACUAUGUCGGUUUCAACCCGCUUUCUCCCAGCCAUGUUCUAGUUGUCCCUGCCACAGCCCAGCCGCGAAUUCUAAGUCGAGAUGGCGAGACUUUGACGGAGUUCGUGAAGGGUGACAUGUACCUUCGGGAUUCGCACCAUACAAAGGGUCAUACCUCGGAGGUAUCCAGUGGCGUUUGGUGUCCCACAGACGAGAACCUCUGUGCUACGGCUGGAUCGGAUAGUACUGUGCGGAUUUGGGAUGUCAAUGUUGGCCGCUCCCAGAAGGAGGUCAUUGUGCACAAAUCGAGGGUUGCUGGAUCUGCUGGACGAACCAAGGUAACCGCCGUGGCUUGGGGUUCUCCAAAACAGGGAGGAUCUAAUGUCCUGGUUGCUGCGGCUCUCGACGGAAGCCUGGUCAUGUGGAGCGGCAAUGGUCCUUUCAACCGACCUAGUGGUGAAAUUCGGGGUGCACAUACUCGGGAUACAUGGACAAGUGGCUUGGAUAUCAGCGCCGACGGACGACUUGUUAUCAGCCGAGGCGGAGACGACACUAUCAAGCUGUGGGAUACCCGGAAAUUCAAAGCACCAAUUACAACCGUAACCCACCCAUCAACAUCUUUCCGGUAUCCUACCUCGAACAUUCAAUUCUCGCCCAGCUCGGCAAAUGUUAUUGUCGGCUCUGAAACGGGUCACUUGCACAUUCUCAACCCCGCUACGUUGAAGCCAGAACUAGUCACUCCUGUCACUCCCGGAUCGCCAUUGAUCACUGUACUGUGGCAUGAGAAACUGAACCAAAUCUUGACUGGCUCUGCGAAUGCCGAAACCCACGUCCUCUAUAACCCAACAAUGUCUACAAAGGGAGCCGCCCUGGUUAUGUCCAAGGCCCCCAAGCGCCGCCAUGUCGACGACAACCCAACUCUCACGACAGACCUAUCUUCUGGGCUUUCUGGAGACUCUGUGGUCGUCGGCUCCAAUGGUGUCCCACAUUACAGCUCCGCAACCUUUGCGGCCCGUCACCCAACGAUCGGAUUGACGGCCUCUGGUCGCUCCAGGGACCCGCGCCGCCCACAUAUGCCGCAGGUGACGCCUUUCGCCAAGUCCCAGUCUGAUGAGAAGUAUAUUCGUGAUAACAUUCCUCUCAGCUCUAUGCGUGACGAGGAUCCGCGAGAGGCACUUUUGAAAUAUGCCGAGAAGGCUGAGAAAGAUCCUAUCUUUACCCGCGCGUACAAGGAGACUCAACCAAAUGCGAUUUUUGCGGAGUUGAGUGAUGAUGAUGAGCCGGGGCCAGAGAAGAAAAAGGCACGUCGAUGA